AUGGGUGGAUUCGUACUCCCUAGGGAGCUCCUCGUCCUUAACUUUCUGCAUUCUCAACCAUCAACACCAUUUUAUCCAUAUUUGUACACCAAUAUCCUGAAAAUCGGAAGGGCUCUGCCUGCCUCCCUGUCCCUUACAGCCUGCGGAGGAGAAGCUGUAGAUGCAGUGGGGUGGGAUGCGGUGUAUGCUGAGGAAGGCAUCAAGGUGAAAGUGCUGGCAGCAGCACAGCAGCGGCGACAUACCUUCACCCAGAAAGACCUUUCGCAAUACCUCUCGCCCUCCUUUUUUUUCAUCUUCUCUCCCUUCUUCCCUCCCAUCAAACGAGGAGAACACCUUCACCCAGCGGGAUCAGCCAUGAUCUACCUCCCCCCUCCCCACAGUUCCUUGUUCCUCCGUCUAACUCCUCCUCACUCCCUCUGUCUGCCAAACGAUAUAGUGGAGGUGCUGUCUCAGGACAAUGAGGACACUCCCAGAGAACAGGACAUACCUGUUCACUUUCCUCCUUCGCACACCUGUUCCCUCUCUCUUCAUCCCCUCUCCCUUGCCAGUCGGUGGAGGUCGGCAGUCACGAUCGCUCGAGGGGUAUUUUCGAAGGACUCGAUAAUGGGCCAUCUAAUGAGCUCUACUCGAAGAGUAUCUGUCAAAGCAAACAAGGGGGAUAGUGGACUAAGCGACUAUAGAACCAGCAGCACGACUUGGAUUGAUCCCUCCAAAGACUUGAGUGCAGCUGGUAAGGUGUGCAUGAAGAUUCGAGGAUGUGCCAAGCUCAUAGCGGGAAUCGUAGAUUUUGAACGGCUUGCCACGUCAGAGCUCCAGCUGGUGAAAUACGAAGUGGGCCAGGAGUAUAAGGCUCACUAUGACGGUCGCAUGCUGCCAGACGGCACGCUUGAAGCUCGUGGGACGUUCCUUGUGUACCUGAAUGAUGGCUUCGAGGGUGGGGAGACGUACUUUCCAAACGUAGGCAUCAAGGCUGUGGCCAUCUGGGAGAAGCGCGGUACGCUGCUGCGGAUGAAGGAUUAUGCACCGAUCCGUGCAUCUGCUGAGUACCCUACGAUCGCUGAAAUCUUUUGCCUUUGGAGGAAACGGGCUGCAGAGGUGCAGGAGCAGCGUCGUGCUCUGUUCUUCUCCCCAACUCACUAUCCCACUGUCGAGGAGGCGGUCUCGUGGAGCACAUCUUAUGCGGACCAGGAAGAGCAGCAAUCGGAAGCAGAGGUCGUAGAGGAGGUGGACUCGUGGAGCACGUCUUAUGCGGACCAGGAAGAGCAGCAAUCGGAAGCAGAGGUCGUAGAGGAGGUGGACUCGUGGAGCACGUCUUAUGCGGACCAGGAAGAGCAGCUAGCUGAAGCAAAGGUCGUAGAGUUGGUGCUCCCGCUGCUUGAUGCUUCAGAGGGCGAGGGCUCGGGGGAUGAUUUCGAUCUGAGCAGCAGUGACGCCAGGAUCUUCGGAGUGAAGGCAGUUCUGGUGGAGAAAAUGCUGGUGAUUGCGUCUGGCGUGAGAGGUGGAGAUAAGGCAGAGCCGUCAAGUGCAUUGGCUGCUCCUGGUGAAGGUUUUAAGGUGUCAGGAGCAGCGGCACAGGACAAGAAGCAGAAGGAACAGCUGCAGUUCAGGGCAAGAGGCAGGAAGGAAGAGUAA
Closterium sp. NIES-65 is the source of this 1632-nucleotide messenger RNA. Lineage: Eukaryota; Viridiplantae; Streptophyta; Zygnematophyceae; Desmidiales; Closteriaceae. The record is from the annotation of a GenBank genome assembly.